UCUAGGUAUAUUCUUCCCCCAACAAUCACAUUUUUACCUAGUAUAGACAAUAAUCAUAGCACAAUACUGGCCACUAGUAAUAAAAUAGCAUAAUGAACUCAUAUAAAUACAAAUAAAUGUAAAUUUAAUCCUCACUUUGACCCAUUGAUCAAACAUUCACCAGUGGCCAUAUUACAGUACAUCCAUUUGCAAUGAUCCUUGUUUCUUCAUUUUUGAUCCAUCAAUAAAACAUAAUCCUAAAGUUUCCAUAUCACAUCCAUUGGCAAUAACAUUUUGCUCAUUUCCUAUUUAUUUGCUAAUUUCUUUAUGUUGGUUUCGUUUCACAUUUCUGACAGAGGCAAAAGCUUCUGGCAAAUUCAGCAGACCAAGAAGUGUUCAAGGAAAGCUCGGUCUAGUUUAUUACCUUUUGCUGCAAACAACCUUAAAAAUAAACACAUGGAUUAACAAAAAAAAGAUAAAGACAUGCUAAUAGACAACAAAACAACAGGUGUAACCAAGCACUUUCAGAUAAUGGUUCUAGAAAUUUGUCAGAAACUCCUACAUUAUUUGCUAAAAGAUAAACUCACACUGAAACUGUCCAUAUGCAAGAAAUAAACUAGAACGAUUUAAAAGAAAGAAUAGACAAUCUGCAUGAUUAACAGUACAAUGAAUAAAAUAACGGCAUGAGAAAGGGUAGAGUGUAGACAUGAGUUUGACCAUGAGGUGGCAUCAAUCGUCAUCUGUGAAAGCAGUAAAUAGAAUCCCACGUACAGCCUCUCUUUAGCAGAGUGUCUAGUGCAUGGAUGCAAAUUAGGAGCUUGGACACACAAAUGUGACGAGCCACUCACCACAGACGGAUGUUUUAAAAUGUGUAAAUAGAAUCAAUUAAUUUCCUAAAGGCAAUGAAAGCCAUCAUAUGUAAAGGGUUAUAUUUUGACGUCACGUUAAGGAUCAUAAUUAUGUUGUUAGAUAAAAAAAAAAACUAGAAAACGAUUGGUACCAUUUGUUUUUGUUUUUUUUAGUACAUCAAUGGUUUGAUCACAAAAAUGCACACGGAUAAUUUCACAGUGUUGGAAAGACGGUUUUACAUGCUUCCAGUCGCUUUCAUGUGUCAAUAAAAUAUAUUUUUUGUGUAACCGUGAUAUCCAUUUGUACGUCAUGCUAUCGAGGCUCUAGUAAGCGACCACCUCAGGAAUUCGAGAAAGCUUUCGUAAAUUAAGUUGGUCGCUUACGCUACGCGAAUGUUCGUUCAUUCUCAAGCAAAGAGCGCUUCGAUCGUGUAUGCCUAUCCAUAACAUAUCCUAAAUGUUCUCUAUUCUUAUCCUCGACUCCGCACGUCCUCCAAAGCCCCUCCCUCCAGUUUCCCUCAUCGCUUCAUAUCCGUUCUUUAUACAAUCAUCUCGUGCAACACGAAUAUAUAUGUAUAUAUAUAUAUAUAUAUAUAUUAUCGAAUUAGCAAAUAACGUAUACAACUUUGUUUUCUAGAUGGUUAUUUCAAAAUUUCUUCAAAUCAUUACUAACAGUUAUCAGAAGGUGUCUCUGACAAGGGCUCUUUCAAUUAUGCACAAAAAUCAAAAGAAAUAUGGCAGUAUCAAAAUCACUGAAGUGAGCGUGAGCAUUUGCCAAGUUUGAUAUUUUUCGCACAAUUCAAGGCCAAUCAAAACUUAUUGAAGGUUGGCUCUCUCUUGGACGCAUUAGCGAACACAAGCGCAGGAAGAUGCGCUCUCUUGCGCCUGUUCUCGUGCUUGCGUUCCAGCGUUCGAGUGAGAAUCGGAUUGACGUCUUUAGAGCGCGCUUCAACAGAAUGCAUGAUUCUGAUUAGCUGAGCUGCGUUUCGCCGAAGGCUUCUGAUUGGCUAAUUUUUCUGUGACGUGAAAUUUGUUUGGUGCACUAAAACCCGGUUGCCCAUAGCAACCUUUAGGGCUUUCCACUUUACGGAAAAUGGAUGCGAACCUUGCCGAGUCUCUCGGCAAGAAAAAUCCAAACUUCAAAAUGAUAGAAACUCAAAACUUCAAGAAAUCCUAAAUGGAUAGUUACGAACCAUCACUGGAUGUGAUCGUAGAAGUCAGCGACCCACGCUCGACGAAGGAGGAGUCCCGAGAAAUCCCGACAAACUCCUGCGAAAAGGUCAACAACAUCCACCCAAAAUCCACGACAUCCAAAGACGGUGAAGCUUCAACCGGCAGUGCAUUAUGGAUCCUCAUGAUUCUGUCUGCGAUCCUGUGCUUGGUGGUCAGCGUGCCUGUUCUAGCCAUCAUUCUAGCAUGUGCCAUCCACACCCUGCUCACCGUCGCGGCACCCCUCCCCGUGUGCUGCGCCCUGCUGUCCAUCUACGUCACGAGACCGGAAGUGCUAUACGAUAUCGUUGUCAUGGUAAUAACCCUGCCCUUACAGUUUUGCGUUAUCGUGCUUUGUUUACCAUCUGAGCUCUCCCUUGUCAUGGUUGGUGCGAUGGAACUGCUGUACCACGUGACCUCCCGUCGCGCCGCAGAGCCUACUGCAGAGCCCGCUGAUCUAACAUCCGAGGCGCAGGAGUGCGAGACGGAGGAGAAAGAGACUGAAGAACCCGAGGCCGAUGUGAGCGAGCUGCUUGCAAGUGAGACCGGGUGCACCGCGGUUGCCCCAUGGAGACCGAACCCGGCAAAGCCUCGACGCAUUUCCAAAGUCACGCUGAGCGUUCUCCUCAGAGACAAGGAUCCACUCCUGGGAAGACCUGAUGAUUGGGUACCAGGCCUCACUGCAGACGCCACAGGCCAAAACGUCCAUACAACCAUGACUCAAGCUGCGUGCGUGCUAAUUGCCUGGAGCCAACUCCAGGCGAAGAACAGUGAAUCCAAGCGCAAAGCUCUGGUCCCGUGGAGACCGAAGGCCACAGAGCCAAGAGGCGUGUCGGAGGUCAAGCUGAAUGCAUUCCUAAAAGACAUUGUCUUGGGAAGACCUGACGACUGGGCUGCACAACUUCCACCAGCAGCCUCAAGCCACGAGUUUCAAAGCACUUUGGCUAGUGCCAUGCGCGUACUCAUGACUUACAAUCAGUUCAAGAGAGCACAACUGAUUAAGAACCAGCUAGCGAUCGUGAUGAGAAGAAACAGCGAGCAAAACGUACAAGACUUCCAUUUAGAAGUAGCUACCACUCUGCGAAUCCUGAUGGAGUUAAGUCAACAACAAGCCAAGGCAGAAUAUACCAGCAUCACUGUCAUAAUAUGUGAUGACAACACAGUCCUCAUCUUGAUCACGACAAGACAGGAGACGACAGUAGUAUCAAGAACGUUCUGGCUUGUCAUCUUGAAGCCUACUAUCACCUUGAAGCCUAACAAGAGAAACAUAUCGCCCUGGCCAGAUUGGCGUCAGGUAACAGCAGGAGAUGGCAUCGUUGACACCAGCACCACGAUGGCUAACCCGAGUUCAGAGUUUGCGAUAGCUACUGUUAGAGCUUUGAGUCUUGUUAUUUACAUCAACGAGGCCAAACGUUACCGCCUUGUGACCUCUAUCCCUUUGUAUUACCAACGGCUGAGGGACCCAUAUACCAUCAUGGUUGUAUACAUCGACGAGCGAACGGCGCGAAAAUAUGGCCUCACCGUCUACUCUAUGAGUCAAAAGAGAUUACAGCGAAGUUCUACAAUCACACCAGUGCCAACACCGCUAAACAGUGUACUCUCAAAAUUGGAUUUGAGAAUGAAGGGGGUAGAUACAGGCAACGCUACAGGAGGUACUCUGCCAAGGGUUACUGAGAGUGAAACUGAAGUGUCCCACACUCCUUUCAUACAAGCCAAGAAACAAGACUGCGGUUUAACAAGCAAGCGGCUCAUAGCUAAGAACAGUGUAAUCUCAAGUGCGUGUCUGCAAGAACUGCGCGACCCUGCUAAUGUUACCAGCCAUGGUGGAGAUAACCUUACUUGCAGCAGCAAAUACCUCUACGGCGCCAGUAUCGCCAGCAAAUACCAAGUGUGGUCAAUCGGCAUUUCUUCACCACCAAGGCGUCUUUCAAGCCCGCAGAGUUUUGCUAGCUGUAGACGACGAUUUCGAAACAGGCUUCGACAAGAGCUACUGAUGCCUUGGAAGGACCUUCGCUAUAUGAUCAAGCCGGUGCUACUCGAAGAGGACAUGCACAACCCUCGGAUUGACAAGUGUCCAAAUGGAUGCAAGUAUGACCACUUGGUCACCUUCAAGACAACUACAACAACACCACUCAGGCAAUGGCAGAAGGCGGCUAGACAACUGGCCAUGAAGCGGCACGAUGAUCGACGAUUUGGCGUCUCUCAGGUCAAGACAAGCAUCAAUCAGACCAGACUGUCGGCAACCAUGCUGCAGCGCAACAUCGACCUAGAAGACGCGGAUGAUCUCGAUAAUGGCGCCAAAGAAGGCGUGUCAAAUGGCGAUGUUGCGCAACUGCAAUAUUGCAAGGGAUGCCUCGCGACACCAACCGAGUUAGAAUCAAGAGUUGGAAAAAGAGAGGAGGUCGUCACAAGGGGGAAUAAUACAGUGACAAAACAAUCAACGACAAGAAAAGCGUCAAGGAAGGAGACAGUUGGUACUUGUCACGAUAAUCAAUAUGACAUCAUCUCACCCCCUGCUAAAUUCGCUGACUCUCCAGUUAGCACCACUUCGGGGAGGGGAGAAAAAACUGGUGCGUUCCAUCAAGACGAUAUCAUUGCACCUCCUCCAAUAUUCGCUGACUUUCCAGCUGCCAUAGUGGAUGAGAGCCCCGAUGGUCAUCAUGACAUCAUUCCACCCUCUCCUGAUUUUGCUGACGUGUUAUUUAGCACUCUAUGGGAGAAUUCAGAUGAGACGACUCUCGAAAAAGAGCAUGAUUGUCAAAACUCUCAGGAUAAGAAGAAAUACCAAAAGCAGCCCUGGAAGAAACAACCAAAAAAGCGCAAAGUCAAAGGAAAACGAAAGCAAGGAUCACCUAACAGAUCCACGGCAAAGCCAAACGUCACCGUAUCUUUUCAAGCUAAGAAAGCUGCUGAGAAAGGCAAGAGUGGAAGUGGACGCAAGUUGGUUUCCAAGGUUCCUGAGAAAGCGGAGGCUACGAAGGUUACGAAGAGCGGCUCUAAGCGAUUUAAUGGCAAACAAAGCUCCGAUAUCCAACAAAUCGUUAAGUCAAACUCAGAGAUAUCACCAAUCGUGAAGUCAAGCUCAGAGAUAACACCAAACGUCAAGUCAAGCUCAGAGAUAACACCAAUCGUGAAGUCAAGCUCAGAGAUAACACCAAUCGUGAAGUCAAGCUCAGAGAUAACACCAAUCGUAAAGUCAAGCUCAUCACUUCUAGACAGCAAAAAGCCAGUGGCUGCCAUUGUACCUGACAUCUCUACAACUGAUGUCAAGUCUAACGUGGAUACAAGGGGCCAUGAGAGCUGUGUUGUCGUGCUCGGAAAAGGCAAAGUGAUGGCUGGACUGUACAACGUCGUAAUGAAAACAAUACGGGAUGCAACAACGGAUCGUAAGCAGGAGGAAAUAGUAACGUGUGAGAGUGGAGUGAAGAGCGAGACCUUGGACAAGAUCGCACAAGGGGAAAGUGCAGCACGUGAUCGAGGUUAUCAAGAGGCCAAGGCUAACGUCUUUAACACAUUCAAGUUUGCGCUCCCUGAAGACAACAGCGGUGAGGUCGAUAAUGUUACUACAUCUGCGCAAGAGACCAAGAGCGAUGCCUUUAACACAUUCAAAUUUGCACUCCCUGAAGAUAGUAGCGGAGAGGUGAAUAAAGUUACUACAUCUGCGCAAGAGGCCGAGAGCAAUGCCUUUCACACUUUCAAAUUUGCACUCCCUGAAGAUAGUAGCGGCGAGGUGAAUAAAGUUACUACAUCUGCGCAAGAAGCCGAGAGCAAUGCCUUUCACACUUUCAAAUUUGCACUCCCUGAAGAUAGUAGCGGCGAGGUGAAUACAGUUACUACAUCUGCGCAAGAGGCCGAGAGCAAUGCCUUUCACACUUUCAAAUUUGCACUCCCUGAAGAUAGUAGCGGCGAGGUGAAUAAAGUUACUACAUCUGCGCAAGAAGCCGAGAGCAAUGCCUUUCACACUUUCAAAUUUGCACUCCCUGAAGAUAGUAGCGGCGAGGUGAAUAAAGUUACUACAUCUGCGCAAGAGGCCGAGAGCAAUGCCUUUCACACUUUUAAAUUUGCACUCCCUGAAGAUAGUAGCGGCGAGGUGAAUAAAGUUAAUACAUCUGCGCAAGAGGCCAAAAGGAUUGCCUUUCACACAUUCAAGUUUGCACCCCUGGAGACCGACGGUACAAAGAGUAAAGAAGCUAAAACAUCGCCACCUUCGCAAGUAGCUAAUAAGAACGCUUCUCAGAUGUACAGGUCUGUUCUGCCGGGAGAAGACUGCAAGCCAUCGGCAGCCUGUGGGCGACAGGGAAAUAGCAGCAACACCUUUGGAACAUUGAAAAGUGCGAUAUCACAAGAUGACAAAACUGAAAAAACUUCUUCUAUUACUACUCAAAUAAAGAGCUACACGUUUACCACUCCGCUUAUCAAGCCCGCUAAGCUAAGCUUUGCCGGCUCAAUUGGCACAACAUCACAAUCGAAUAGCAAUAAAAUCAACAACAAUGUCGCCCAGCAGUCUGCUGCACAGAGCAAGAGUACAUCUUCUGCUCAUGAAAUAAUAACAACUUUAUCCUCCUGCAAAGUGGCUUCGUCUGUACCACCAUCUAUGCCAAUUCCAAAUAAAUGCCAUACUAUUGCAUCUACCACAGCAUCAAUUGACAAUACGCCAAGGAAACCUGUGCAGCAUCCGCAAAAGAGCAAGCUGCAGACCAAGGAUUCAUGUGUCAAAAGCGAACAAACUACUUCAGUUACUACACCAGUAAAGAGCUACACGUUUACCACACCACUUAUAAAGCCUGCUACACUAAGCUUUGCUGGAUCAAUUUGCUCCACAUCGCAAUGCAAGAGCAACAAAAAAUAUGAAGAUCAAAAACCACUGCUUAGUACGAAGACUUCAGACCCAACGGUGUCAAUCGUCAAGAAUAGGGAGACUUCAUACUUUUGCACCCCUGUAGGAACGAUUGUAAUCUCAUCAUGUUCACAGAUCACAAACACCGUGGUUUCCCCUGUCAAGAAGGAUUCAGACAUGUGUACACAGGAUGCGGAGACGCAACAAAAAAAACUUGAAGAUGUCCAACAGAAAAGCAAAGAGGUCACUUGUGCUGCAGUUAGUGUUGAAGGCUCUACUGGGGCUCGCAGUGUUCCCAAACAGGAAUCAACAAUAUCAGCGGCUGAUCUCACAAAGAUUCCGUUGACUACUGGUGUACAUCAAAACACUAAAACAUCUGCUCCCGUUAAUGUACAGGAAAAGAGCUACAAGCUUACAACAUCAUUGAUCAAACCUGCUACGCUUAGAUUUGUCGGUUCUUUUGUUUCAACAUCACAAUGCAGCAAUGACCACAAUAAGCAGACGGUGUCAGACAAGAGUGGGACGGUGUCUGGCAAUAAAGGGACGAUGUUGGACAAGAAAGUGAUGGUGUCUGACAAGAAAAAGACGGUGUCGGACAAUAAAGGGACGAUGUCCGACAAGAAAGGAACGAUGUCUUACAAUAAAGGGACGAUGUCGGACAAGAAAGUGAUGGUGUCUGACAAGAAAGAGACGGUGUCGGACAAUAAAGGGACGAUGUCCGACAAGAAAGGAACGAUGUCGGACAAAAAAGUGACGGCGUCGGACAAGAAAGUGACGGUGUCGGACAAGAAAGGGACGAUGUCGGACAAGGAAGGAAUGUCGGACAAAAAAGGGACAGUGUCGGACAAAGAAGGGACGAUGUCUGACAAAAAAGGGACCAUGUCGGCUAUUCUUGAUGCCAUCCAGUGUAUCACUGAGCAACCAGUUGCCCCUUCAGCAAGCCUACAAACAACCAAAGCCGAGAAAACAUUAGUCAAGAACACAGCCGAGUCUACUAAAUAUACGGAGACCUCUUCAACGCAACAUAGAGAUAUUCAACAAAGGGGCAAAGAGCAAAACUCUGAUGAUGCAUUAUCAAACCAAGGAUUGCCAUUAUCAGUCGGGACGCAGGCGGAUCAAACAACACUAAUCAAUACUACAGAAAAGAACAGUGUAGCGACCACUGGUGUAGAAGAACAUGAGGCUGGUACCAAACGAAUCAAAGAUGAGACAAAGAAUUCAGAAGCCAAAGUAGAUGCUCCCACUGAUACACAGCAGAAAGUCUAUAAGUUUUCCACGCCCUUCAUAAAACCCGCCACGCUCCGAUUCACCAUUGUAUCCGCAUCGCAGUGCGGUGAAGGCCACUCCAACCCAGCGGAUUCCUCACAACAAGCACCAGUUAUGAGAACAGGAACUACCUCUGAUAUGCUGAACGCUAUUAGAGAUAUCCCUGUGCAACCGAGCAGGAGUUUAGAGUCGUUUGUUCAAAAUAAGACAAGAGAAACUACUAACUCCCUCGGGGGAUUUACGACGCCGAUGUUUCAGCCACCAAUGGAACAAGUCUUUGCAACGCCUGCAGCCACCACUACCCCUGCAAUGGACACAACUCCUGUCUGCGCCAAGACACCAACAAUGGACACCGGUCCUGAAGGUGUCAUGAGACCAUCAAUGGACACAACUCCUGUAGCCCCCAUGAUCCCAUCAAUGGACACUUCUCCUUUUGGGGUAACGUCUAUCGUCUUGCAGAGUCCACCAGGUUCUAUCUUCAACCCGUUUGUACAAAAAACUACUGGCACCCGUUUCCCCCAAGUUGUUCUUCAGAAUGAGACAAUGGACACCGAAGCACUCCAGUCUGACGACGAGGGAAUGAGUGACGACGAGACAGACACAGACAUGUCAGAAGCGUCAGAGGCCAUGUGGGAUGGUGCCUCUUCGGCCAACACAACAGCAGCUCUACAAAUCGGAUUAGGAUGCCUUAAACCUUGGCAGAACAGUGGAUUGUUUAAGCCGUGGAUCAGUACGCCAGUCCAGGAUCUUGAGAUGGGCUGUGCAACAGCUGAACCUAUACGAGAAGGUCCCAUCUUUGAUUUGACGGAAGUCGCAAGGGCAGGUGCUGCAGCUAAACUAAACAGCAGACGCAGGACGCACGAGAUUGAUAAGAACGGCAAGCCAAAACUCACGACCGCAGACUUCACCUUGGUGAAGAAGAAAAAGGUUUUUAAACCUUCAAAGAAGAAGCGCGAUCCGUUCAAAGAUGCGAUUGAAGAGACUUUAAGGGAAAUAGAAGAGGAAAAACGACUACAGGAACAAAAGAAGGUAAAAGACAACGAAGAGGUCAAAUCUGAUAUCAACAAUUCAAAAGUUGAAGACACAAACAACGGUGAGGAAUCUGAACAAACGAAAGAGCAGCAAGAGAACAAGGAGGAUAGCCUAGCCGUGUCAGACGACUUAUUCACGUUGGAUUUUACAGAGGAACAGACGCAAGAAAUCAUCAACAAGGUUUACAAAGCGCAGUCUUUAAUUACUAAGACCGCUGACCAAGCUACAUCAUUAGAUCACCAGGAGGUCAAGGGCGACGCACUUGACACGUUCAAGUUUGUAAUUCCACAAAAGCAGAGUGAAGCAGAUGUUCAAGGCACUUGUCAUGGACAAGAGACCAACGACAAACCCUUUAACAGCUUUACCUUUGCACCACCCAAGGAUAACGAUUCCACAAGCAACCAGGAUAAAACGUCUUACGGUUCUCAACAAGUCAACAACAAUACUACAAGCACAUUUAAGUUUGCAACUCCAACAGCACUAUGUGAGCCAAAGGAGGACGAUUCAAUAGACGACCAAACAGCGCCGUCAAGCGUGCAAGAAGUUCCUAACCAAACUCUUACGUUGUUUUCUUAUAAGUAUCUAAAACAUCAACUCACAGCAACGGUUAAUGAAAUUCACGAGACCUCAGAUGACAUGGCCAACUUGCUUUAUGACGGAGACGAUGUGAAAGAGGAUCAAGAAGUUAAGUCAAGCAACAAUGACACAUUUCAAGUUAUCCCCCCACUAGAGGACUCCAUAACAAACGAUGAUACUGCAACAAACGCCACACCUGAGCGCCCAGAAUCUGUAGAAAACUGCGCUUCACAGCUUGGGUUGGACUCUGCCUCUUUCCGUAACAGCAGUAACGACAAAGAAUCAGCAGAUCCCAGCAGCGUGCGAUGUCCUUUGCUGCAGUUGUUCCAGCAAUAUAAUAACACAGUCGCGCUUUCGGAGAGGAACGAAGAAACUUCUACAGUGAGUUCGACGAUAAGCGAGGAUAUCAAAGCUUCGAUGACGCAAUGCCAGGAAAAACCUCGUAUGCAUGCCUCGACAGUAACGGCAUCUGCUAUGCUGCUAUCAAGCGCUGCUGGAGUGGAGGUAGUGGCCACGAAACCCAGGAUGAAAUACACUGGAGAUGCAUUUACUACGACUGACAGAUCAGGGUCGAGCGUAGAGCCCAUCCAAACACCAGCUUACAAAGAUGACAAGGUCAGCAAUGACGAUAUAGACAUAGAGGAACGUUUGCAACCUUUGUCUGAAGUUUUUUAUGACGGCGACCAGGACACGGUAAAGGACUACGGGCAGUUAAUAGAUGUGUUGGGCCAGUUCUGCGAUGUGGCGGAAAGUACGUCUACAGCAAAUACCACGCCCCAGGUUACGGCAACCGACAAGCCAAGCCCAGAAGAGGAGCGCAAAAAUAUAGAUCAAGAGCUCAGCAGAGUGCUACGCGAUGCAAUAUUGAAAAGAAACCAAGAAAGAGUUGAUAGGCUAAGUGCUCAGACAUCUGACAUGUUUAAUAAGAUUGAACGCAAGAACGUAGAAAGGGAUAAUUCAAAAGCGGCGAUAGCCGAGGCCGCGGAAAAGGCGACAUUCUGGAAACUUGGCACCGCUGCAAACGCUCAUCUCGUACAAGCAAUCCAAGAACAGUCAAACAAGACGGAAGAGGAGAUAGCUACAGGCUUCCGCGACAUCCAGACACUAACUUGCAGCGGGUCACCAGCAAGCACUCCCGGUCAAAUUUCUCCAUUUUUGAAGAUGAGGGACGUAGACAGGUACCUUGACAAGGCGAUUGAGUCUUGUGUCACGGGCGAGGACAGCGAGGUGGAAGCCAUUAACGCGUGUGAGCCAGCCAUCGCCAGUACCACACCCGAGACCGACGAGCCCAGUCGGGAGUUUGGAAGCAUAAAAGAGCUGCUCUCGUAUUCGGAGGAGUCACUGACUAUGCGUCUGGAGUCCAUGGCGCUGAGAGGCGGAUGCGAUGUCGGUAAAAUUAAAGAUCAGUUGGUCUCCAAGCUGACAUCUUUGUCGGUGAGGAAGGAGGAUGAAGAUAGCAAAGAAUUGACGGAAACACAAGAAAUCGUGCAGGAGGUCGCACCGAAACAGCGUAAAAGCGUGCGAUUUAGUGACACGGUUCAGGAUACGCCGGAGAAGUGUGCCGCACGGUCCAAGGACGGUCCAAGCGCUAAGCGGUCAGCCCCUGACUUCACUUCCUCACUGCCCAUGUUACGCAGUAUUCUCAAGAAACAGAAAAAUCGACAAUCAAAGGUUCGACGCAAAGGAGUAGGCAUCAACCCUUUUGAGGUCCGCGGGGAUAAGGGAAACCCCUUCCUCCCAAAGACAAACAGUGGAAGCAGCGAGUCCAACCCGUUCAUCCCGAAAGUUACAAGAGGAGAGAAACAGGAGAAAAAGAGCAAGGAAGAGGAGAAAAAGAAGAUUCCUCUGAAGAAAAUUACGCGCAAAGUGCCGAAUGACAGAGAGAUCAGCUCUUAUCUCAGAGAAGCUCGCAAGAAGGUCGACAUGAAGCGCCGCUUGGAAGUGAUAGAGAGAGACUGGGGCGAGAGUGAUGAGGAUGACAUCAAUGAAGAAAAGCGGAGUAAGGAUGACCAGGGAGCCAAGCGCAAAACGCCUCGCAAAAGCGAGCAAGCCUAGUGGGCGGCAUUCACUGAACAAUUAUCGAUGAAUUGAUAUUUUUUACUACUAGAUAAAAAAAUAGUUUAAAUAGGAAACUUACAGAACAUGCCUAGAGAACAUUCACAAUGAAGAUUAUCAAUGAAUUGAUAUUUCUACCAGUUAAAAAUUUUUGAAAUAGAAAACUUGAAACUACACGCCCAGAGAGUAAGUGGCACCAUCACAAAAAAAUAAUUAUCACUGAUUUAUACUUUUAAUAUGUAUUGUUAGAUAAAACAAUUAGUGCAAAUAGGAAACUUCAGGCACUUUGAUAAACAAAUGCCUCAUCAUAAGAAAUGUGCCUUUAAAAAAAGCUUUUCUUUUUCUACAAAUAUAAUUUGUAAAUCCCCCCCUAAAUAAAUUAAGCUAGUGGUUUUUAAUUCCAUCUGUACAUUUCGUAUGAUAAGGUACCAUACCGCCUGCAAAUACUUAGCGUUUAUUUAUAUGUCUGUGUACUUAGAAUACGCUAGAUAGAUUACUCUUUGAUUCUGCAAUAAAAUAAUGAGGACAUAUUAUUAAAUAUUGAAAUCAUUAUUUUAUUCAUGCGGUACUUGAAACAUGUAAAUAAAAACAUUUAAUGUACCGCA
Nematostella vectensis (starlet sea anemone) is the source of this 12407-nucleotide messenger RNA. RefSeq lists its product as uncharacterized. The coding region runs from base 2005 to 11802 and encodes 3265 amino acids. Lineage: Eukaryota; Metazoa; Cnidaria; Anthozoa; Actiniaria; Edwardsiidae. The record is from RefSeq and is a predicted model, not a curated record. The transcript has 5 exons.